Verruconis gallopava is the source of this 2138-nucleotide messenger RNA. RefSeq lists its product as uncharacterized. NCBI's taxonomy places the organism in Eukaryota, Fungi, Ascomycota, Dothideomycetes, Venturiales, Sympoventuriaceae. The transcript has 5 exons. The coding region runs from base 481 to 2121 and encodes 546 amino acids. The record is from RefSeq and is a predicted model, not a curated record.
GUGAGACUCAGAGCCCCCAAGAAAAAACAAGCCUCUGGAUUUGGCACACCAUCGCUUAGCGAGAAAGCUUGUGGAAGGCAUAGCCCAGAGCAAUAGGGCAGGCUGUUUGACCGGAAAGCAGCAGGCCGAUGGUCAGCCAAUGGCAAGCGAGGAGGCCUCGACGUCUGCUUCCCUUUCCAUCCUAUCUCUUGACAAACAUUGCCACGAUGGAGGCGAUUCUCCAAGCCUAGGCGAGGCUAGAGCGUGCCCUAGGAAAAGGUGGCGCCAGCUGUGCCUCCUUGUUGGAUCACUCCCUCCUACUACUGCUGAGGCGCACUCGAGGGCGGAAGGGAAUGCUUGCGAUUCUUGUGUUAAAAGUCGCCUACUGCUCCUAGCAGGCAGCCUCCCACCUUUGCAGGAUGCUGCCCUCAUGUCCGUAGAAAACAAGGCUUUCUGACAUUAUUCAUCCAUCUCAGCUGCUCUUAACGGCUUACGGACAUCAUGGCAUUUUGUGAUAAUGCUGAGCUCUUCAACGUGUGUUGUAGUUUGGGCAGAGGGGGCAAGUCUUUUCACGGCGUUAAGACUCUCAUCUUCAGAGAGAAACUGCCGUUGUCAAUUGACAAGCUGUUCGAACCUGACCAGCAUGCUCAAUACGUGUACAAUAUAGCUUUAGGUGACAUUGGAAUCUAUUAUGCAGGCUACGUAGACCACGAAGGUGCCGAUAAAUGCUUGUAUUCUUGCCUCCCUCCUAAACUAAGAGAAUGGAUCGGGCCUCCUGAAAAUCCCAAGCGUCACAUACCGUCACUUCAAGUUAUUUUGGGGCCUAACGGAUGCUUCUUUGCUUUUGACAGAGGCGGCUUCAUUUACGAGAAGCUUCCCUCAGUUAUGCGAUCGUUCCUGGACAACGAGCAGUUUGAAUAUAGUACAGGUGGUCCAAGGCUUGUGGCCCUGGGCCCCGGCACAUCGUAUCUGAUCGUGUUAAAGAGCGGUGCUUAUUCAUAUGACUUGCGAGACUGCUCUAUCCAGCUGGAUCAAGAAUUCGAUCUGCUAUGUACCAACGGUCGACCACAUGAGCUCGAUGGACUAGUUUACUUCUCCAUGAAUUGCUAUGCUCCUGGUGUUUGUUCUGGAUUUUUCAGGGAUCCGUCGAACGACCGGAUCAAAACCUUCGGGGAGGUUGCUGGGGAUUGGAAGGAAGUGUUGGAAGAGUUGACAAGUGGUCCAAGCAUAGUUCAAACGCCCAUGACACCCAAGGAGACGCACGACGGAGAGAAAGGCUGCGGGAUCUGCUACAAAAUUUUCGAGAAAGACGCAAAGACGUACUUUUGUGUGACUUGCACGCACAAUGUUUGCGCCUCAUGUUACGAAACUGGAUCAUUUGAGCAUCCUCAUCAGAUGAUUCGUGUUUUCCUGAGAAGAACAUCCGCAAAGGACGACUUUUGGGAGACGACAUUGAUCAGGCAAGCUACGCGCACGUGCGAUCUGUGCAAAGAGCAAUUCUUUGAAGAACUGAGCGGCCACCUACGUUGCGUAUCAUGCGAUGACUUCGAUAUCUGUCAAGAUUGCAUGAACAAAGACGGCAUGCGUAUAACAGAUUUGCAGCACGCGCAGUGCGGGUUUCCACCAGACAUGAUCUACAUCGACCCGGAGGCCAAAGGGACAGAAUGGGUCGACAGGCAGAUCACGCAAGCGCGAGCAUACAAGGAGGCACUCGAGGCCGCGGAACAACGAAGGGAAGCCGAGGAGCGCAGGAAAGCCGAGGAGCGCGCAAGACAGCAACGAGCGCAGAAACAACCCGUGUCAAACACUUCACGAUUUCUAUCGGCACCACAACCCAGGCCCGUUGCACGAGCGCCGUCGCCACAACCCCAGCGGCAACGUCCCGUCUCGACACUGGCGCCGCCGCCGGCACCACAAACUGCGCAGCGCAGGAAAAGCUCGUCGGGUCUGGCGUUCCUCAACAGCGCGCUGAAGCUGACCAACGCCGUCUUACGCGCGGAGAACGCGGCGAACGGAGGAUGGAAUGGUGGAGGAUCGGUUGGCGGCGGCGGCGGCGGCGGGUUCAUAGACACGUCAGGUACGAUGGACAUGAGUUCUUUCUGGGAUCCAAUCAACAGUGCUGCUAGCGAUCCCAUCCAGUAAAGCCCUGAGAAGGAUGC